Acipenser ruthenus (sterlet) is the source of this 4590-nucleotide messenger RNA. Its product is annotated as 5-hydroxytryptamine receptor 2A-like. The transcript has 3 exons. NCBI's taxonomy places the organism in Eukaryota, Metazoa, Chordata, Actinopteri, Acipenseriformes, Acipenseridae. The coding region runs from base 479 to 1864 and encodes 461 amino acids. The record is from RefSeq and is a predicted model, not a curated record. Gene Ontology annotation, cellular component: dendrite; plasma membrane. Gene Ontology annotation, biological process: G protein-coupled receptor signaling pathway, coupled to cyclic nucleotide second messenger; chemical synaptic transmission. Gene Ontology annotation, molecular function: neurotransmitter receptor activity; G protein-coupled serotonin receptor activity.
GCAGCUUUCUUCAUCUGCUCUUGAUAUCUGUGAUAAGGUGUAUUCUUUCCACAGCUAAAAGGAACAAAGACAGCCUGUUCUAUCUCAAGUGAUGACUUUACAACUGCCAUGCAGCUAGCAAGUGUGUACAUUUCUUAGAAUAUACAAUACUUAUUUAAAACCAGCACCUCUUGUGCAAGAGGGAAAUGACAAACCCUAAAUUCUCCAAGAGCUCCUGGAUACAUUUGUCAUAAAUGCUGCCACAGAACUACCUAAAUCAGGGGCAAUGGACUCUUCCAUUGGAGUUCCUCAAUGGAAUACAAGAUAAACAAGGGUCUGCUUGGAAUGAUCACUGAUGAAAGUGGGGAAAUGACAGGACAAAAUGGCACAAUACAGGUUCAACAUCUACUUUGGUUUUGAGGCAACACUUUAACUCUAUAGUGGCUCGCCCUCUCUGAUAAACUUUUUAUGUUUGAAUGACAGUGUAAAGUUUCAGAAAAUGAGCUUCUUAGCCGAAAACAGGAACACCUUGAAUGUGACGACCGUUUCUUUCAUCCCGCUGAACCUUGAUCUCAAACUGCUGGGAAAAGCUAACGUCUCACACGCCUGUAACAAGACCAUGAACGCUGAGAACCUCUCAGACCUGUCCUGCGCUGACAGCCUCACGCCACAGUGCUUUCCAUUAGUCACGGAUAAGAACUGGCCAGCCCUGCUCAUUGUGAUUGUGAUCAUCUUAACUAUCGCCGGCAACAUCCUAGUGAUUAUGGCUGUUUCCCUGGAGAAGAAACUACAAAAUGCCACCAAUUAUUUCUUGAUGUCUCUUGCCAUCACUGAUAUGUUGCUGGGCUUUCUGGUCAUGCCUGUCUCCAUGCUCACAAUACUCUAUGGAUAUGCUUGGCCCCUGCCUUCACAACUGUGUCCCAUCUGGAUUUACUUGGAUGUGCUGUUCUCCACUGCUUCCAUCAUGCAUCUGUGUGCGAUCUCCCUGGAUCGGUACAUUGCCAUUAGAAACCCCAUUCAUCACAGCCGUUUCAACACAAGAACUAAGGCCUUCAUGAAAAUAAUAGCUGUUUGGACUAUAUCUGUUGGGAUAUCUAUGCCUGUUCCAGUUUUCGGCCUGCAGGAUAAAUACAAAUUUGUCAAGGACGGCAGCUGCUUUCUCACGGACGACAACUUUGUUCUGGUGGGUUCCUUUGUGGCCUUCUUCAUCCCACUGACCAUCAUGGUGGUGACCUACUUCUUGACAAUCAGGGCUCUGCAGAACGAAGUGACCCUGUGCUUGGAUGAACUGGUUCCCAAAACCAAAUGGACAUCCUUCAGCUUCCUCCAGCAGAGCUCCUUGUCCUCAGAAAAACUGUUCCGCAGGUCUCUGAGCAAAGACUUCAGUGUUUGCGGACAACGGACCAUGCAGUCCAUCAGCAACGAGCAAAAGGCGUCCAAGGUCCUUGGGAUUGUCUUCUUUUUGUUUGUGAUCAUGUGGUGCCCGUUCUUUGUUACCAAUGUGCUGGCCGUAAUCUGUAAGGACACCUGCAACACUUGUGUAAUUGGCGGGUUGCUCAAUGUCUUUGUGUGGAUCGGUUACCUGUCUUCUGCAGUCAACCCCCUUGUGUAUACGCUGUUUAACAAGACAUAUCGUUCAGCAUUCUCACGCUACAUCAAGUGUCAGUACAAGGAAGAGAAGAAGCCACUGCAGCUCAUUUUGGUCAACACUCUUCCACCUCUGGCCUACAACUCCACUCAGCUCCAGCUGGGAGACAUGAACACACUGAGCAACGGCAGCCGGAUGGAAAGAAAAGACUAUUCUGUUGUUUCCUUAGGAAUUCAUCAUUUUAAUAGUUCUAAACCCAAUACCGGUCAGGUGACUGAGAAGAUGAGUUGCGUGUAACUGUGCUGGACUAUCAUUCAUUUUAAGUACAAGAAAGUGAAGACAUUGAUAAAGACUUCUCGGUGAAACUUUGCCAUACAGUUUUACGAAUUUCUUUUUGUACAAGAAAGACUGACAAUCUGGCAACCCAUAGCAUUUAUCAAAAGAUAUAUACUACAAGCUAGGUUGAUGAGGCUGUAUCUUACUAUUAAUAUUACAAAUAAAACGCUUUUACAACAGAAUCCACAGCAUACACUUCAGGAAUCAUUUUAUACUGCCAAAAUAUAGUUGUAACUGUGGGAAAAGACAGUCAAGGUUUAUUUUAAUAUCAAUAAAGAGAAAACAAUACAAAUAUGUUUUGUUUUGCAAAAGCUACACUUUCUACACUGAACCUACUUUUAAUGUUUAAUUGAUAUAUUUAGACAUUUUAUGUUACCCCCAACAAAUAUAUUAUCAUGUUUGUCUUGGAGAUUUGCUAAAACUUCAUUUCUCAGUGCUACGCAGCAGAAAUAGUUUUAACAUGGUAUCCCCACAGUUCCUUAAAGGGUAAAUAGUUUAAAAUGAUAUACCAAGAAUCAAAAGAAACUUAUCACUAUUAUAACACAUUUAUUUUCGAAAAAAUAAGGUAUAUAAAUGAUGGACAUUGACAAAGUUUUUGGUUUCUUUUUAAUCACUCGAUCAUUCAUCCUUGACCAUGACACGCUUGAGUGACUAUGACUGAAGCAUAUGCACUUAAUCACCUAAUUAGUGAGACAGUUGAUUGGACACUGGAUAUGGAGUGAUUUCAGCUGUUGAAUUGCAAGCUUGAAUAAAAGCAAUAAAGAAAAUCACAGAAAAAAAACAAUAUGCCCCGUCUGUCAAGAGAGCAGCGCCUUUGUGCAAUUGCCAUGUUGGAGGCUGGACUAGGGCAGCGUACUGUGGCUCACCGUCUUGGGUGCUCACAGCCAGCAAUUUCAAACCAGGUGAGACAGUAUAACCAGACACACUAUGUCAAUGACAGGCCACGAACUGGGAGACCAAGAGUCACAACACCUGCCCAAGAUCGACAGAUCAUUUUGCAGCAUCUUCAUGAUGUCAAUUGUUAAUCAGCACAAUAAAAAGUCACUGCACCUGGUCUAAAACAGUUUGUCAUAUUUUGAUCACAUCUAGUGAAUUUUAUCCAAACAUAAGUGAUAAGUUUCUUUUGAUGCACAGUAUAGUUUAACUGAAUUUGUUCUGAGAUCCUCUUUUGCUAGCACAAUAUUGAUUUUCACAACUUACAAUGUCUACCCGUUGACAUGUCUGGGAGCCUGAAUUACAUACAGAAUUCCUAUGGUGGUACAGUUAGAGAAUUUCUGACAAGGCCUGGAAAAAUGUAACGACCUCUGUGACAUUCCAACAGCACUGACUGAUUUGCAAAGGUGCCCUUGGAAAUGUUUAAGACAGAAAAUGUAUGGUACUACUUUCAUUUCAUUUUUCAUACCGUAAAUGAUCAUAAAUUUCCAAAACAAAAUGGUUGUGUUACUGACACCUCACAUGAACCAUUAUUGUCAUAGCCUUUAAAUUACAACAUUUCCACUCUGUAUAAAGUAACUUGUCAUGUUUAAGUGUGUAACGUGUAUUUAGCAAUAGAGAUCCAUAUUGUACAAGACAAUGUUGUGAGAUAAAAACAGUUUCUGGAGUAUAUAUUUGAGAAGCUUGCAUGAAAGUUUGGUCACCAUGUUUUUAAAACCCCUUUUAACUGCCAUCGUGAAUUAUCAUGGGCUGUCUGCCAUGUUUUGUAUAGUUCAAGAGAGUGAAAUAUUAUGAGCUGUCUGCCAUGUUUUGUAUAGUUCAAAAUAGUUAAAUAUCAUGGGCUAUCUGCCAUGUUCUGUAUAGUUCAAGAUAAUUAUGGAUCAAAAUAAUUUAGAAGUGAGCGUGUCACUGUAGGCACCUUUAAUCUCACUCUUAUCUACUUUAAAGGUCUUGUUCUUACUUAACAGUUUUCUUUUUCAGAAGCCUCAACUAAUUUAACUUUCAUAAAUUAUUUAACACACGAGGUAGCCUUUUCAUUUUCAUGUUUCAUGCAUAACUGCUAAUGCUUGGUUAAUGCAAGACAGCUCCCAUUGGCGGAAAUAAGUUGGGUAUAAGUUUCAUCUGCAGUUAAAGACAAGGUCUGAUAUUUUUAUGAUCCAAAUUAAACAUCUCUAGGACAACCCAACCAAUCAUCUUUUCUUCUCACACUAGCAUUGUUUGAGAGUGUAAAACUUACUUAUUUAAUCCAAAAUGAUUGACAUACCAAUAUUUUUAUUUUGAAAAUGGUCUGGUAAAAUUUUAGUAGUAGUAUAUUUUACAACCCCAUUGUUGUCAAAUUGAUAUUCAAUAAAUAUGCCACUGUCUUAGCUACAGACAGAGGAACCCAAGCAAAAAAUGAUGAGCACAUUUAUUUUCUAUUGCUCAUUGCUCAAUAUGAAAGUAACAAAAGGCCAGACAUUUUUUCUGGGCCAUUACAAUAAGGAAAUGCUCAAGAUGUCCAGGUGUUAAAAAUACUGAGCCACACAAGUAGAUAUUAAUUUACCGUAUAAAAGGACAAGAGACAUACGGUACACUGCACUGCAGACACAUUCAGAACCAACAGAAUAUUUAUUUAAUGUUGUUACUCAACUUUAUGUCUAAUGAUUUUUCUCUUGUCUGUUCAGAAUAAACUGGAUAGUGUAAGUUCUCCCAAUCAGACUGGAGUUGUUGUGUGUGUGUGUGUGUUUUCAGGAGGUGGACUACUGAAAAAAUAA